CUGACGCAAGAGAAUUGGUAUAUAAAGACACUGAGACGUUUAUCCAGCAUCAAUCCGGAGUAUCCUCAGUGAUUGCAAGCAGACACGUGAAAGAAUAGACAAGAUGAAAGUAGCGACGUGCAUCUUCAUAUUGCUAGCCGCAAUUUGUGCAGUAUUUGCAUACAGAUCACCUGUACAAAGACCAGGACCUGCUACGUUUCCUACUUUCCCCGGCCAAGGAACGUUCAAUCCAAAAGUCGGUUGGCCAUACCCGUUGCCAAACCCCCGCUAUUAACCGUCAAACCAAUAAGCAACGAUGGGAUCGAAUUCAACGAAUUACCGACUGCGUGAAGCACUAAUAAUGUAAUAAAUUUA
Molecule: messenger RNA, 354 nt
Organism: Habropoda laboriosa
Lineage: Eukaryota; Metazoa; Arthropoda; Insecta; Hymenoptera; Apidae
Product: abaecin-like
Exons: 3
Coding region: 104-274 (56 amino acids)
Biological process (GO): hemolymph coagulation
Cellular component (GO): extracellular region
Source: RefSeq, a predicted model, not a curated record